CCUGCGUAUGGUGCUGGUUUCCCCGCUCUGUGCAGCUCGGCGGCGGCAGCAUGGGCGGCGCGCGGGACGUGGGCUGGGUGGCGGCGGGGCUGGUCCUUGGCGCCGGGGCCUGCUACUGCAUCUACCGGCUGACUCGGGGCCCGCGGCUAUGCGGGCGCAAGCUGCGCUCCUCACGGUCCGCAGAAGACUUAACCGAUGGUUCCUAUGAUGAGGUCUUAAAUGCUGAACAACUUGAGAAACUUCUCUAUCUGCUAGAGUCAACUGAUGAUCCUAUAAUUGUUGAAAAAGCCUUGAUCACCCUGGGAAAUAAUGCAGCUUUUUCAAUUAAUCAAGCCAUUAUUCGUGAGCUGGGUGGUAUCCCAAUCAUUGGAAACAAAAUCUACUCUCUGAAUCACAGUAUUAAAGAGAAAGCUUUAAAUGCACUAAAUAACCUGAGUGUGAAUGUUGAAAAUCAAGUCAAGAUAAAGGUAUAUGUCCAGCGAGUCUGUGAAGAUGUUUUUGCAGAUCCCCUGAACUCUGCUGUGCAGCUGGCUGGCCUGAGAUUGCUCACAAACAUGACUGUCACCAAUGAUUACCAGCAUCUGCUCAGCAGCUACAUUACUGGCCUGCUCCACCUGUCACUUAUUGGAAACGGAAGCACCAAGGUUCAGGUUUUGAAGCUGCUUUUGAAUUUGUCUGAGAAUCCAGCCAUGACAGAAGGACUACUGAGUGCUCAGGUGGAUUCUUCAUUUCUUUCCCUUUUUGAUGGCCAAAUGGCAAAUGAGAUUCUUCUCCGGGCACUUACACUGUUUCAGAAUAUAAACAACUGCUUCAGAGAAGGCUGCCCAGCUGGUCAGCCUCCCUUCGCUAAAGGGUCCUUGUUCUCCCUGCUGUAUGGAGAAGACUGUGCCCAGAAAAUGAGGGCUUUACUUUACCAUCAUGAUGUGGAUGUGAAGGAAAAGGCUUUAGCAAUAAUGCCCAAGUUCUGAUUAGUUGAUCUUGCUUUGCUUUAGAGUAAUGCAGUCUUAAGUUGGCACUCAGCAGCUUCCUGUCCGCUCCCUUUAAAGGGUUUUUCAGCUGAUGGAGUCAAACAAUAAAAGUCCUAUUUUAUUAACACAGUUCAGGGAAGCAGCUGUAAUCCAACAUGACAUUCAAACUUUGGGAUUUUGGAGUAGUUCAGAUUUGGGGUUUGAGGAUUAGGUAUGAUCAACAGUCUACAAAUACACCAGGCUGAACAUUCAGAGGAUGUGACUCACUGGUUUUGCUCUUUGGAUUUAUUUGAAUGAUUUUACUGGUAUCAGAUAAGUAUGAGAGAUUGUACUGAAGAUACUUAACUGAGAUUUUAAUGGUCCCCUCAUGUGGAAUGAGUGGCCUUUCUCUGUACAAUCCUGACUCCUGGAUUUGCAGCUGCUCAUGAGCCUGCCUUAGUUGCUGAGUUGAAGACUAUGAAGACAGAACCACCACAAAAGCCCUGCACCCUGCACACAAUGAUACCCAAGCUCAAGCCCACCUGCCCACCCCUCCACCAUCAGGUCAUUUGGUCAUCAUCAGAAUCUUCCCUCAUCAUUUCUGAUCAGUACAGCUGUAUUUCCAUUCACAGGGAAAAUGUUUUCUUAGUACUCACCGCCGUGUAUAAUGGACGUGUAAAAUACUGGAGAGCAAUCCAAGUUUGCACCCACAGGCAGCUGGUAAACCAAGCAGCCACACUUUUAAAAAGAUGGAUAUACUCAUACAGAAAUACACCUGUGAAGUGGAUGUUUUUAAAAGCAUACUGUAAAACAAUGUACUAUGGUCCUUUGUAUUUUUUUUAACAAUGAGAAACAUACAUGGACAGAACACUUCUAGAAUGUUACAUAAAACUUCUGGACAUAGGACUGGGAGGUAGGUACAUUGGAUUUUUUGUAUGUACUCAUUUUUACUGUUUGAAUAUUUUUUACUGAGCAUAAAUUGUUUAAUUUUUUUAAUAAAAAUAAAAAUGCAAAGUUGUACAAAA
This is a messenger RNA of Phodopus roborovskii (desert hamster), 1972 nucleotides long. It is a transcript of the gene Armc10, whose product is annotated as armadillo repeat containing 10. Gene Ontology annotation, biological process: negative regulation of intrinsic apoptotic signaling pathway by p53 class mediator. Bases 51 to 968 code for a protein of 305 amino acids. The transcript has 6 exons. The record is from RefSeq and is a predicted model, not a curated record. NCBI's taxonomy places the organism in Eukaryota, Metazoa, Chordata, Mammalia, Rodentia, Cricetidae. Gene Ontology annotation, cellular component: mitochondrion.